CAGAGGAAAACACAAAUUGUCUCAGAUGCAGCAGAUGAAGGAAGAAGAAUCUAAUGGGCAAGAGAAGAAGUUAUCUACCAAUGAGGAAAGCCAACACAAAGAAAAGGAUUAUGAAGGGAAAGAUCAAAAGGAAGAGCACCAGCUUCCUCUAAUGGCCUUGAAUCUUGUAUCGAGGCUUUGUAGGAAUGUGGAGGAGUCGGUAGAUUUCUACACCAAAAUGUUGGGGUUUGUCAAGAUUGAGAGGCCACCGGCUUUUGAUUUCGACGGCGCUUGGCUGUUUAACUAUGGAGUUGGGAUUCACUUGGUGCAGUCCAAAGAUAAGGAUAGGCUCCCUGAUCAAGAUCAUUUGGAUCCCAUGGACAACCACAUCUCAUUUCAGUGUGAGGACAUGGAUGCAAUGGUGAAGAAAUUGGAGGAGCUAAACAUAAAGUACAUGAAGAGGACAGUGGAGGAUGAUAAAAAUCGGACAAAAAUUGAUCAAUAUAUCUUCUUCAAUGACCCAGAUGGAUUCAUGAUUGAGAUAUGCCAUUGUGAGAAUCUCAAGCUUGUUCCUGCAGGUUCCUUGGGCAAAAUAAAGCUGCCAAUUGAUAGGCAUAAUCCUCCUAUGGGAUAUGGGUGA
Messenger RNA from Rosa chinensis, 619 nucleotides. RefSeq lists its product as uncharacterized. The record is from RefSeq and is a predicted model, not a curated record. NCBI's taxonomy places the organism in Eukaryota, Viridiplantae, Streptophyta, Magnoliopsida, Rosales, Rosaceae.